Neopelma chrysocephalum (saffron-crested tyrant-manakin) is the source of this 5991-nucleotide messenger RNA. RefSeq names its product RP1, axonemal microtubule associated (gene RP1). The record is from RefSeq and is a predicted model, not a curated record. Gene Ontology annotation, biological process: retina development in camera-type eye; photoreceptor cell development; intracellular signal transduction. Bases 1 to 5991 code for a protein of 1996 amino acids. The transcript is spliced from 5 exons. Lineage: Eukaryota; Metazoa; Chordata; Aves; Passeriformes; Pipridae. Gene Ontology annotation, cellular component: axoneme.
AUGAGCGAAACACCUUCAACUAGUUACUCAGUGAAUCAGCCAAACUCUUCUGAUAGUGAACAGAGUUUAUCCACACGCCAUUUCAAUGUUACUGAACCUGUUGUGGCAAAACGGAUUUGCUUCUAUAAGAGUGGAGAUCCCCAGUUUAAUGGGAUCAAAAUGGUCGUUAAUAGCCGGUCUUACAAAACGUUUGAUUCCUUGCUGGAUAGUUUAUCCAAACGGGUCCCAUUACCUUUUGGAGUGAGGAAUAUUAGUACACCAAGAGGGAGACACAGCAUCACCAAUUUGGAGGAUCUUGAAGAUGGAAAAUCUUAUAUUUGUUCCCAUCAGAGGAAAAUGAAGCCUAUCAACUUGGAACAGGCCAGCAAAAAGCCACUGCCCUGGCAGAUCAGCAGGCCUGUCAGUGCUCAUGGAUUUGGCCAUAGAGAAAGAAAAAUAAUAACUCCCAAGAAGAUGCUUGUUUUCAAAAAUGGAGACGUAAGACUUAGGCGCACCAUAGUUUUGGGAAAGAAAAAUACACAAACAUUUGAGGCCUUUCUGGAUCAUAUGAGUGAGUUAAUGCAAUAUCCAGUUGCAAAACUAUAUACCACUGAUGGCAAAAAGGUUCCUAAUCUUCAGGCCCUGAUAUUGUGCUCUGGAGCUGUAGUCGCAGCAGGAAGAGAGCCUUUUAAACCAAGCAAUUAUGAAACUCUUGGGUAUUUACGGCCUGCUAAAUUGCUUGGAAUUGGAAAUCGUGUGUACCCAAAAGCAAAUGCCAAGUCAGAAAGUGAAAAGAUAAGAGGUGAAAUGGACUCUAGCUCAAGAUCUCAGAUAUUCUCAGUUUCUUCUGAUAAAGGAUCCAGCAAUAAUAACAAUUCCAAUGAUAACAACUCAGAUUCUUCAUAUGUCCUUGACAGUCGUAAUGGGAUAGAAGGAAAUCAGUCAGUUAUUGGUGAAGACUUGUCUGUGGCACAGUAUCAAGAUGACAUUGAGAAAUCCGUUCACCUUAAUCAAGAUGGAAGUGUCACAGUGGAAAUGAAAGUUCGAUUCAAAAUUAAAGAGCAAGAAACCAUUAAAUGGACAACCACUGUAAGUCGUGCUGGCCUUUCUGAUGACAAAAAUAUCUCAAUUUGCAAUUCUGCAAUGAAUGCAGAAGACUGUUUAUCCAAUGUAAAUGCAUCAGAAUGUAUAAAUCCACAAGAUACUCCAUUUUUGAACAGCUACAAUAAAGAAGAGGAAGACUCAUUACAGCAAUCCAAUGCAGAAGUGUCAGACAAAGAAUCAGAGUCUGAUUUAAAAACUGCUGAUUGUAAUGUCUCUGAUCAGAACAAUUCUGCAGAUCUAGACACAAGAAAUGUAUCUGAGGAAAAUAUCAGGCCUCGAUUUUACAGGCCUCCCACCCCUGGGCCAAGGCGUGUUAGACAAAAGAAAGCAGUAGUUGAAAGUGUCACCUUGGUAUCUGAGAAAGAGGUUCAAGAGAAGACAAUAGGACAGUUUUCCUACAGUGAAGAAAUAGAGAAUGGAGAAAAAACAUCUGAGUAUUGCAUGGUAGCUCAUUCAAGCAGAAAAAAAUCAAGUGUCAGUAAUCCAAAAUUUAGUGACAUGAAUGGCAAUGGUUUAUUAAAGCUUUCUUCAGAGAAUAUAAAAGAAGAAAUGCUUUUUAAAAUAAGCCACAAAAGCAGUGAUUUAUUAGAAACCAAAGCUAACAUCAGUGGUUUCAUACCAGCAUCAAAAAUUUGCCAGACAGCUAGACCAGGUUCAGCAGAUCACAUCCAUAAGUCAUGUGAUAUUAAACAAAUAAAAAGAUCACUGAGUUCUUUCAUUACAUAUUCAGAAUUAUGUCAGUCAGAAGAAGAAAUAAACUGCAAAGCUGCUGAUUUUAUACCUAUUUCUCAAGAUUCAGUGCAUUCAACCUGUCCUGGACGUAGCCAGAUGAAGGUGACAGUGCCUCCAUGUAGUAAGGGUCCUACUGAGAAAAUAAAUCCUACAACUGAAUUCUUUCCUACUGUUACUGAAAGUGAGAAUCAAAUCAGUGUCCGGACCGAAUCUGUGAUGACAACACAGUUCGUUGAUAACAGUCAAUCUGCAUCAUCCCUCACCAAAAAGAAGAAGAAGAGAAAAUCAUCUGUUUUUUUAGAGCAAGGUAUGUAUGAAAAUCAAAAAGACCAAGACAUUUCAGGGAUAACUAAAAGUGAGGGAAUGCAUAUCACAAGAAAAACCACACAGGAUUCUGCAACAGAGGCUAUGGAUAAUUAUUCUGAAAUGCCUCAGAAAAAAGAAUCUGAAUUUUUCAUGAAAACCAAUGAUGGGUCUGUCAAUUCAGACAAAAGCAUAUGUCCUGAAGAGGAGUUUUAUCAUCAGCAUCCAGUGGAACAAAAUGGAUCAUCAUCUAAUAAAAAAAAAAGAAGUAAUAACAAGAAGUUGACCAAGGUAAAAUUGAAGUCAGGCAAAAAAAGUAGUAUCGUUUCAUCUGAAAAGAGUGAAGAUGGUCUAAUGACAGUUAAUUCAAACAAUGAAUCUGAGCACGGUCAGGACACAUUGAAUACUGAGAAAGAAGGAACAUAUCUUAUAACCAAAUCUUUCAAACAGACACCUAACACAUCAGUGACUUUAAAGCCAUUGUCAGAAGUGCCAAAGAAUCUUAGCUUUGAAAAAGAAAAGGAAAAGAAUAAUUUGGAAAAUUCACCAUCAAAGAAAGAGAAAAAGCAAAAGGCAACCAAGAAAAAUCUAAGUAAAAGUGCAAAGAAGUUAUAUAUGUCAGAGAGUGCCAUUACACUAGAGGCUCUAAACCAGGAGAGUUUUCAAGAGGAGGCUGGUGAACAUUCACUAGAAAACUAUGUCCAGUCUUGGCUGAAAAAAUCAUUAUCAAAUUCUGUCUUACCCCCUAUAAAGAAAAAAGAAGGGACCGUCGAGAACAGCAAUGCGAGUUUUUUUCCUGAAGAAAAUAUCAAUACUUCUAUAGAUAAAGAAGCACGAUUUAUCACAAAUAAAGUGCAUAUGACUGGAAAAAACCAUCUGGUUGAACAUAACCUAACCAAAAAAACUUUAACCCCUAUUGGUGAAUUGAGAGCUUCAGAAGAAUCGGCAAAGAAUUCAGGUGAAACACAAACUGAGUCUUUAAUUCAUGCUAAUACAACUAUAGUAGAAGCAGCCAAGUACUCACUAAAGUCAGAAUUUCAUCAGGACAGUAAGCUACACUUGUUUCAUGAAACACACGACAAUAAUAAAAAGAUGGCAGAAGCUGAUAUUCAAGAUACCAACCUAUGUCAAAGAAAAAAAUCUGAAGUUGCUGUUCAAGUUAACAGCACAAUUGUUAAUGAGAAAAUUGGAACUGAUGUUCAGAAUAAUUGCAUGUCUAGCAUGUUGCUGAAUGAACUACAGUCAACUUUGCUUGGUGUCCAGAAAGAGCAUAGUGGAUGUAUAGGAAAAGCUUGCAGCCUUUCAGAUCUUUCUCCUUCAGGUUUUGGUUCUUCCUCCAACAUCCUCCUAGCUUGGCUACUGGUACUGAAUCUGAGAGAGAGUUUGAUUGGGACAAUCACAGAUGAUAUGCAAAAAACUGCCUGUAGCUGUUCUGAAAUAUUUACACAGUUACAACAUCUGAAACAAACUACAGUUACAGAAAAAGCUGAUGAGGUGAAGGCUGUCUUCUCGCAUUUUCAACAAUCAACAGAAAAUAAUUUAUUACAUUUCAAGAGGGAACUUGACAAGGAGGACUCCCCACAUUACCAUGAGAAUAUACCCAUAUCUGAAAUUCGAAGUGGUAUACAUUUGCAUGAACAUGAAGAAUCAGUUGAGCCUUGUAUUCCAAUGGACAGUGUCAAUUCUGAAGCAGCUCUAAAAUUAUCUGGGGAAUUAGAAAGCUGUUUUGAUAUACAGAAUGAUCUUUGCAGAGAAACAGAGAUGUUAGACUUGAUUGCUCCCAAAACACAGCUAGAUGGUCAAUAUUCCAAUACUGAUUCAAAUAUCUGUAGCCUCGCAUCAGCUUUAGAGACUCCUGAAAGAAAUGAAGAAAUGCCGUAUAGCCUAUAUGAAAAAUCACAAGUUAAACCCAGUGAUGCAUCAUUUACUAAUGAAGAGUCAGAAACUUCAGUAGAACCUAACUCAACAGUUCAUAGUGUAACUUCUAAUGAUAAAAAUUGUAUUUUAGAUCAGGAUAUUUCUGAAUUAGAAGGUGAAAAAGAUAUUCUACAUGUUACUACUGAUAAAAGUGAAGAUGAGGAUGUUGAUCUGAAGUCAUCAGGUGAUGACAAAACCUCCAAAAAACAACUUAAACUUGCUGCCGAUACCUCUGUAGAAUAUAAUAAUGAGGAUUAUUCUAUACAGGAUGAAAAGGAAGAUGCAGAAACUUCUGAGGAAAGCUCUGAGAGAUUAUCUACAGUCUCUCCAUUAUCAUUUCGUUAUGAAUCAAAGCAAAUAACAGAAUGUGACACGAGCGAAGGAGAACAGAAAUUGCAAGUAGAAGAACUGGGGAACAAAACGUGUUCAGACACUUCUCAAUUCAAAAAAUGCUUUAAAAGUCCUGCUACUUCAGACUGGUCAGAUUACAGACCAGAUAGUGAAGAGAGUGAAUAUAACUGUCAAGCAUCCAGUGACUUGACCAAUGAAAGUGGGGAGGAAGCAGCACUUGAAAAACAGUAUAAUACUGGCUAUGUAAAAAGAACUAUUGAACGGCUUUACGGCAAAACAGAAGCUUCAUUUAAACCUGACUAUCACAAAGGAUUUCCUUAUAUGUCAAAAGUAUUUCAAACAGAUACGGAAGGAUUCCACUCUGCAGUGGGAGAAAAAAUAGUUUAUUUUUCUCAAGAAUCUAUGUCUUGUUCUGCAGAGAAAUCAUCACAUUCUUCUCUACCAUUACAAGAAUAUCCAGUAAACACAAACAAAGAUGGCAGUAUAUUGAGAAGAGAAAAUACUUCUUUACCAACAUCACAGUCUACUUUUAACAGAGAAGAGAUAAUUUGUACUAAUGACUGUAUAAGGGAAUCUCCAAAGCAACACUGCCAACCUAGCAUACAAGCUAGUGAAGAUGAAGGAAUAUUGAUAGAUAAAGGCAAGUGGCUUCUCAAAGAAAAUCAUUUGAUAAGAAGAUCACCACCUGAGCGGAUUGGAAUGUAUGGUAAUUUGGAUACAACGUCAAAUGAUACUAACAGUGAUGAAGUUCCAUACUCUCACUUUGGAAAUCUGAAUCAGUACCCAGCCCUCCAUGAAAUCUCUUCUUCAGAACUCGAAGACAUGAUUAAACCCCCUGAAAAUCUUUGCAACUACUUCAAUAUGCCUCAUAAUAGUGAUUCAGACCCAUUACAGGAUGAGUUAAAUACGAAAAGCAAACCUAGUCGGAAUGGUAAGAUCCUUCCUGCAGAAAACAAAGAAAAGGUCAAACCGUCAGUCAUGGCAGCUUCUACUUCCACACAGGCUGAUACCAAUUUUCCGGCAUUUUCAUCUGUAGAAUUUAGAAUGCCUGAUAACAAAGUGCAUCCAUUGGAAAAGCCUUUAAAUGCUGAACCCGUACAGUCUCAGCCAACUGAUGUUAGUGAUGCUAACAGAAGUGCUCUUCAGGAAGAAGACUCUCUGGAUAGACUCCAUGCUAUAUGUGGCCAACAUUGUCCAAUACUGAUGGUAACAGUAAUACCAAUUAACGAGGAACAGAGAGGAUAUGCCUACCAAAAGGCAUCUGAUAUUGAAAACCAGCUGGGUCCACACUUGCUGUCCAAAAAGAGCAAAUAUUUAGAAUGGUCAGGUGAAGAUUUAACAGAUAAAAUUAAUCAUGUGACUUUGAAGAAUAACUCUAUCAAUAAGAUUGCCAAUAACAUUUUUAAUAGGUUUUAUGCUGAUAACACCUUAGAUUUUAUUAGUAACUUUGGAAUACUUGCACCUUCAACUCUGAAAGACACAAAUAAUUUAGGGAAGUUACAUACUACAGAGGAUAUCAAUCUCUAUAUGCUGAGUGUGAUGCCUUAUGGUAUGGAAUAUCCAUUUGGACAGUUGGGGGUGGCUGUCGCAGUUGUGUCCCCUUGA